This is a messenger RNA of Colletes gigas, 13740 nucleotides long. RefSeq names its product dynein axonemal heavy chain 2 (gene kl-2). NCBI's taxonomy places the organism in Eukaryota, Metazoa, Arthropoda, Insecta, Hymenoptera, Colletidae. Gene Ontology annotation, biological process: microtubule-based movement. The record is from RefSeq and is a predicted model, not a curated record. Gene Ontology annotation, molecular function: minus-end-directed microtubule motor activity; dynein light intermediate chain binding; ATP hydrolysis activity. Gene Ontology annotation, cellular component: dynein complex. The coding region runs from base 1 to 13608 and encodes 4535 amino acids. The transcript has 67 exons.
AUGCAAAGGCGGAAAGUUAAAGCUAAAGAUCAGCCGCCGCCGGAUCCGCACAGAGAGUACUUGGACGCUGAGUCCACCGACGAUGAGGAGAAGCACAUGUACAAAGUUGAGGAUGUCGAGGAGGAGCUCAGGCCUGUUUACGACGACACGGAGCUGUCGGAAUUGGUGAACUGCGUGAAGGAGAUGACCACUCUGAGCGGCAUGCCUGACUCGGACGAUUGGUCGUACUAUACCGAGUCGUUGGUACGGAAGUUCUUUCUGAGCCCAGCGUCCCCGGUGCUCAGCGUGUACCGGAUGUACGGUAGGGUCAUGGCGGCGUUGGGGUUUCCCGUGAUCCCCGUGCAGGAGUUCACCUACUUCGUCAGGGAACCGCAGGAGGUGUUUCGAAUGGACAGCUUCAGAGAUUGCGUGCUGUUCGGCACAGUGAACGACAAGUCGGAGAUGCACGUACUCAGGCUGGUCCGGGACACGCUGGCGCCGAUCUUCUUGCGCAUCGAGACCUGGCCAGACAAGCAAUGUGAAUUUGUAAUUAACAGCGAAGAGAUUCUACAAACUGAAUUAUCUUUACCUGGUCCCACGGUGAACGAUACGGACUUCUACACGAGCGUGGACACGUUCCUGUGCACUCUAACAGACCUGGCGUACAAAAUGCUGGGCUUAACCGUGAUAUACGUACCUCGGGAGGGUGAUGACAUCGUUCUCGGCGACGAAGUCAGCUCUGAUAAGGAGUUGGUCAAGAGGUUCGAGGGUAUGGUAGCCUAUUGGACCACUCAAAUCAGGAUCGCCCUCUCGGACCAGGAACAAGCUACACCCAACGAGUUGCUCUGCCUCGAGGACGAGCAAGAAUUUUGGAUGUAUCGCUACGACAAUCUCUGCGGGUUGAACCAUCAGAUCCAGAGGCCCACCGUGAAGAAGAUAACCGAGUUCCUGUCGAUCAAUCAAUCCACCUACGUUCGGCAAUUCAUGGCGCUGAAGGACGAGAUCGAGAAUGGCGUGAAGGAAGCAAGAUCCAACAUCGAGUACCUGAGCAUCCUGGAGUCCGACUCCGCGGAACUGAACAAAUGCGUGAAACCGUCGGACAUCGAGCAACAUCUGACGAAAAUAAUUCACCUGUUCAGGGUAAUCUGGCUGAACUCGCCGUACUACAACAGCCGCGAGAGGAUAGAGUACCUGUUCAAGGCGCUGAGCAACCAGGUGAUCAUCAUCUGUCGAAAUUACAUCAACCUGAGGGAAAUCUUCGCGGGAAAAACCAGAAAAUCCAUGAAAACGUUGAACGAGUGCGAGAUGGCAUGCGAAAACUACAAAUCGCUCUACAAACAGGUAAUAUUCGCACCUGAGAACUCUCAGAUAGCGUACGCCCACACCACCAUCACGCAUCUACCGUGGGAUUUAAACAUAGACAAUAUAUUCCGUCAUAUUGAUAUUUUCAUCGGCAGGUGCCACGACAUGAUUGAGACCUGUCAGGCGAUGAUCGAUUUUGCCAGAAUGGACGAAACGGUGGACGAUGUGAGACCAAUGUUCAGUGGGACGAAGGGGGAUGAGUACGAGAGGGGGUGCCAGAAGAUCGAGAGACUGUUUCACGAGGCGUUGCAAAAGAUCGAGCAGAUCUCUCACAAGAUCUUCGACGUACACCAGGGUACGUGGCACGAGGACAUAUUCGCCUUCCGUUCGGAGUUAAAGGAUCUUGAGGUCAUGAUCGAGAACCUGGUAACGUCUGCGUUCGUGGGGAUGCACAACGUCCAGGAGGGGAUCGAGAACCUCCAAGGAUUCUACAAUUAUAUGAACCGCGAGAAGCUGAAGCAUCUAUUCGACGUGAAGACAAACGAGAUAUGGAAACUGUUCGGCGACGAUAUCCAGCGAACGAAGCAGGAGGUCCUGGACGAAAGGGAGGAAUAUCCUUCGAUGACGCCGUAUUAUGCAGGCAGGGCGUUGAACCUUCGGCUGAAAGGUGCUCGUCUGCAAUCAACAAGGGAGAUGCUGGAGGAGGCCGCGUGGAUGCCCUACUGCGGCCUCAGCGUGGAGCUCUACGAGCAGCACGAUAUUCUGAUGAAAUCGAUCGAGGAUUUGGUGGCGGAUCUACACAACGAAUGGAUAUACGAGGCCGGCGAGAAUCCACGGGUUCGCCUCGAUCGUUUUCUGAUGCGGCACAGCGACGCGAAGCCCGACUCGCUCGAGUGCAACAUCGACCCGGAUAUUUUAACGUUAUGCCGCGAAUCUGCUUAUUGGAUCAAUCUGAACUUCGCCAUACCGGUCCACGUGCAGAUCGUAUACGACAGAUGGGAGUCACUGUGCUACGUCUACGAGAGCGUCGUGGCUGUAGUCAUCGGCUACAACAAAGUUAUCGAUGCGUUGUCAAACUCGGAACGCGAGCUGUUCCACGAACUAAUUCGCCAGCUAGACAGGAAGAUCAAUCCCGGCUUAGCCAGGCUGACAUGGAACUCGGAAUACGUGGACGCAUACAUCGAGGAUUGCUUUAACCAAACGGCAAAUCUACAAGAAUUCAUCGACGUUUACAAAGACUCGAACUUCGAGAUCAUGAAGAUCACCGAGAACAUCUGCGACACGCCGAUGAUCAAGAUCCGACCGAACUACACGUACACGCUGAGGGAGCUGGAACAGGAAUUGCUGAGGGUGAGGAACGCGACCUUCGAGGACAUAUUGAGCAAAUACAAGACGAUCGUUCAGCACGUCCUGGUCGUCUACGAUGGAUUCAAGGAGGUCAUCGCAGAAUGUCUGCAAGAAUGGAAGAACUACCUGAUCAGGAUCGACGUGGUGAUCGCGGAGUCCCUCAGGCUGUGUCUCGGAGGAUCCUUGGAGGCCAUGUACACGGCCCUCCACGGGGAUGGAACCACCCCUCCAUCGCCUUUCAUUCUAAUGCACGCUGACCUCGUCGAUAAUAAGAUAACUUUCACACCGAACCUGAUGGACAUUUCGUCGGUGAUCUCGGUGGUCUUCGACAACCUGCUGGAGCCAGUACAACAGGUUCAUCCACUGGUGAACAGGUUCAAGUUCUACGAGCCGAUCCAAAAGUUCUGGAUGAGCUUCGAGAAGAACGCAGAGCUCCUCGACCUGCAACAAAAGCUCAACGACGAGGUCAGUUUCUGCUUUGUUCAGAUACAAAAUUAUCUGAAGAGCUGGGAACCGUUCCAGGAAGUGUGGGAGGUGAACAGGGACAUGUACAUUCAGAGAUAUGAGAAGCUGAGGCCCACGGCUGAGUCUUACGAUGGCGACAUCGCCAAGUACAGUUUGAUAGCCAACAACGUCCAGAUGCAGGAAACUGUGAUGACUGUACACUUCCUCGACGUGAACGCUGAUAGGUUGAAGGGCGCGAUCAUCGAAGAGUGCUCGCUCUGGCAACAAAAAUUAAUUGCACUGCUGCAACGGCAAACUGAGAACAUGGUGAACCACGUUUAUCACUACAUCGCUGAGAAUUCGAAAAAAAUAUCGAGGGAACCGACGGACCUGAUCAGUAUGCAAUACUCAAUGCAGUUGUACGAGAGACUCACCGCCGAGAUUCCGAAAGAGGAGGAGGAAUUCCCGAAGAUCCACGAGCAACACCAGACCCUGGAGAAGUACGAGGUGACUCUGACGUUCGACUUCAGAAGGAAAUUGAACCACGUAAAGCCUUCGUGGGCCGCAUACUUAGAAUUGCUUGCUAAAUGCGAAGUCAUGCUGGCGGAGAAGAAGGAUGAGUUCAAGGGAAUUUUGUUGCAAGAUGCUCUGAUGUUCAAAGACGAAGUCACGGCCCUGGUGGGUAAAUUCGCCGACGUUGGUCCCUUCACGUCCGAUUGGACGGUGAAAGACGCCUUCAGCUGGAUAGACCUACUUCGAAGAGAGAUCCACACUCUGAAGAGCAGGGAGAGAAAACUGAAGUCGCAGCUGUUGACGUUUGGCAUCAACCAUCCGGACAACGUCGAGCUGAUACAGCUGGAAAAGGAUCUGACGGCCAUCGAGCUGGUGUGGCAAAUCACCGACGAGUGGUGCGAGGCUUGGGACAGAUACAGGACCGACAACUUUUGGGACAUCAAUAUGGAGGAAAUGGAGGAUACUGCGAACGUCCUGUUCAGGAAGUUGACCCGCCUCAGCAGAGAGCUUAGGGAGAAGAAUUGGGAGAUCCUCGAGUAUUCAAGGAUGCAAGUGGACAAGUUCAGACGCACUCUUCCGUUGAUCACCGACCUGAAGAACCCGGCGAUGAGGCCUCGACACUGGUCCAAGCUCAAAGAAACUAUCGGCCGGGACUUCGACGAGACGUCAGAGACAUUCACCCUGGAGCUAAUUGCCGAGAUGCAGCUGCAGAAUUUCGCAGAACAGAUCGGCGAGAUUUCGAACGCAGCCACGAUGGAACUGGCCAUCGAACUUGGUCUGAAACAAAUUCGCGAGGUUUGGAAAACCAUGCCAAUAGACAUGGUGCCUUACAAAGACAGAGGUAUGUACAAGCUGGUGUCCACAGAGGACAUAAUGCAAGUGCUGGACGAGCAGCAGGUCCAACUUUCAGCGAUGAAAACAACCAGGUUCGUCGAACCGUUCGCUGAUGAGGUCGAUUAUUGGGAACGAACGCUGUCUGCCGUGGGCGAGAUCCUCGAGAUGACUCUGGUGAUUCAACGGGGUUACAUCUACAUGGACAAUAUAUUCACCACGGAAGACAUCAGGAAGCAGCUGCCUAAGGAAACUCACAACUACGACAAGCUGACGAAUCAGUGGACCGAAAUCACGUCGCGGAUGGCGUCGCGAGCUUUGGCGCUGCCUGCCACGCACGAUCCGCCGGGGCUGCUCGAAGUUCUGAAUAAAAUCAACGAUAGCCUGGAGUUGAUGCAACGAGCCCUCGAACAGUACCUCGAAACCAAACGAAACGUCUUCCCGAGGUUCUACUUCAUCUCCAACGACGAUCUGCUGGAGAUCCUCGGGAACGCGAAGAAACCGGAAAUGAUACAACCUCACGUCAAGAAACUGUUCGAAAAUAUCAAGUCCCUGGCUUUUGGUAAAUCUCUUGCUGGGAAACAAUUGGCCUACGGAAUGGCUUCCAGCGAGGGGGAGACCGUCGACUUCACGCAACCGGUUGUCGUGGAGAAUCAAGUCGAAAAAUGGCUCUGUGACAUUGAAACCGCGAUGAGGACGAGCCUGCGCGACAUGUUGAGGCAGUGUCGGUUGGCGCUGCGAAAAAUGACCGCGAGACGCGACAGGUGGGUGAAAGAGUGGCCGAGCCAGCCAGGAAUUACGUCCACUCAGAUCCAGUGGACGGCCGACUGCACCCGCGCCCUGCUGCACUGCAGUCUGUUGGACUCGAGGAAACCGAUGAAGAAGCUCCGGAAGCGACAGAACCAGGCGCUGAGCAAGUACUCCGAGGCGAUCAGGGGCGAGCUGAGCCACCUGGAUCGGCUGAAGUUCAAAGCCAUCGUGGUGAUCGAGAUACACGCGAGGGACGUUAUCGAGAAGAUGUACAGAGCGAAUUGCAAAGACGUGUCUGCUUUCGAGUGGCUAUCGCAGCUACGAUUUUACUGGGACAAAGACAUCGACGACUGUAUCGUCUGGCAAACUAACACACAUUUCGUCUAUGGUUACGAGUACCUUGGGAAUACCGGACGUUUGGUGAUAACGCCGCUCACGGAUCGAUGUUACAUUACCCUGACCACCGCUCUCCACUUGUAUCGAGGAGGUAGUCCGAAGGGACCAGCGGGCACAGGGAAAACGGAAACCGUGAAAGAUCUUGGAAAAGCCUUGGGAUUCAACGUGAUCGUGCAGAACUGCUCCGAGGGACUCGAUUACAAAAGCAUGGGGCGGAUGUUCUCCGGCCUUGCUCAAACCGGCGCGUGGGGCUGCUUCGACGAAUUUAAUCGCAUAAAUAUCGAGGUGUUAUCGGUGGUGGCGCAACAGAUACUGUCGAUACUCACCGCCCUCUCGCAGAGGCUGAACAGAUUCGUAUUCGAGGGCUGUGAAAUACGGCUGGUGCACACCUGCGGUAUCUUCAUCACGAUGAAUCCCGGGUACGCGGGCCGCACCGAACUUCCCGAUAAUCUGAAAUCCAUGUUCAGGCCAAUCUCGAUGAUGGUGCCGGACAGCAGCAUGAUCGCCGAGAUCAAUUUGUUCGGGGAGGGAUUCGAGAACACGCGUGUCCUCGCUAGGAAGGUUUUCACGCUGUACAGUUUGGCCCAGCAACAACUCAGCAAACAAUAUCAUUAUGACUUCGGUCUGAGGGGUAUAGUGACGCUGACCAGGUACGCUGGCAGGAAGAAGAGACUCUAUCCGAAUUUGCCCGACGAGGAGGUUAUCAUCCUCGCUAUGAAGGAUAUGAACAUCGCCAAACUCACCUCGGACGACUUGCCGCUGUUCCUCGGCAUCACCAGCGAUCUAUUCCCGGACGUGGAGGUGCCUACGGUGGAUUACGAGGAAAUUAUCAGUUAUAUAACCAAGGAGGCGAUCAAAUUGAAGCUUCAGCCUAUUCCCUUGAUACUGACGAAAGUUAUCGAGCUGUACGAGACGAUGAGUUCGAGACACUCCACCAUGAUAGUGGGCGAGUCGAAUACGGCGAAAACGGUCACGUGGCGGAUCCUGCAGAACACUAUGACGAGCAUGAAGAACGACAAGAAACCGGGCUUCAACGUCGUCUAUGUUUAUCCGAUUAACCCAAAAGCGUUGGGCCUGGGCGAGCUUUACGGCGAGUACAAUCUUUCCACCGGCGAAUGGCACGACGGCGUCAUAUCCUCGAUCAUGCGGAAAACCUGUUCCGACGAUACCCCUGCCGAAAAAUGGAUCCUCUUUGACGGCCCCGUAGACGCUGAUUGGAUCGAGAACAUGAACAGCGUAAUGGACGAUAACAAGGUUUUAACGCUAAUAAACAACGACCGUAUCACGAUGCCCGAUCAAGUGUCCCUCCUCUUCGAGGUUCAGGACCUCGCCGUGGCCUCUCCAGCGACGGUAUCGCGAGCAGGUAUGGUGUACAACGAUUACAAAGACCUGGGCUGGACGCCGUACGUGGACUCCUGGUUGCAAAAGUAUCAGGCAAAACCGACAUUCAUGGAGGAGAUGAACUACCUGUUCGGGGAGUACGUGAACGAUACUUUGGAGUUCAAACGCAACAGAUGCGAAGAACUCGUCCCUGUGCCCGAGCUGAACGCCGUCCAAUCGUUGUGCAAGCUUCUGGAAGUAUUGGCCACCCCCGAAAAUGGGGUGGAAUUCACGGGAGACAAGGACGCGUUCGCCGUCAUCUGUAAAAUGUGGUUUUUUUUCUGCAUGAUAUGGUCGCUGUGUGGGUCGGUGAACGAGGAGGGUCGUUUCAGGGUGGACAAUUAUAUGCGAGAAAUCGAGAGCUCUUACCCGUUGCGCGACACCGUGUACGAGUACUUCGUGGAUCCCCGUAUUCGCUCGUUCGUCUCGUGGGAGGAGAGGCUGUCCCAGUCGUGGAAAAUUCAGCCAGGGACACCGUUCUACAAAAUAAUAGUGCCGACCGUGGACACCGUUCGAUACAAGUUCAUCAUCGGUUCUCUGUUGAGAAACGAAUUCCCUGUGCUGCUCGUGGGCCCCGUGGGCACCGGGAAAACGUCGAUGUUCCAUUCGGUGCUGGGCUCCCUGGACGAGGCUAAGUACAGUGUUCUGUCGCUGAACAUGUCCGCGCAGACGACCUCGAAAAACGUGCAGGACACAAUUGAAAGCAGACUCGAGAAACGGACGAAAGGGAUCUACAUUCCCGUGGGUAGUAAAACCAUGAUCGCCUUUAUGGACGACUUUAAUAUGCCCAUGAAGGAGACGUACGGAUCCCAGCCACCGUUGGAACUAAUUAGACAGAUGAUAGGAUACGGAUUCUGGUACGAUCGUCAGAAGCAGAUAAAGAAAUACAUACAAAGAGUGCACCUAAUGGCGGCGAUGGGUCCACCGGGGGGUGGUCGAAACGUAAUCACGGACAGACUUCUCACCAAAUUCAACGUCAUCAACAUGACGUUCCCCGUUGAGAAGCAGAUCGUGAGAAUAUACGGGACGAUGUUGAACCAACACUUGGCCGAAUUUCACGCGGAAGUCAAAGGAUUAUCUAAUGAAGUGACACUGUCCACCAUUAGUCUCUACAAUCACGUGAUCGGCACGAUGCUACCGACUCCGACGAAGAUACACUAUUUGUUCAAUUUACGAGACAUAUCUAAGGUCUUCCAAGGUCUGCUGCGUAGCCACGUAGAUUACCAGUACUCCAGCCCCACGUUCCUUCGUCUAUGGGUGCACGAGACGUUUCGCGUCUUCUGCGACCGACUGAUCGACGAGAAGGACAGACAGUGGUUUAUUGACGAGCUCGGCGAACAGCUUGGGAAACACUUCGAGCUGACCUUCCACAACAUUUGCCCCGAGAAGAGGUGCCCCGUAUUCGGUAGUUUCAUGAACGCGUGGGACAUCUACGAAGACCUAACCGACAUUGCUGCAGUCAGGACCUACAUAGAGGCACAAAUGGACGAGUACAACGCCUCCACAGGUGUUGUUCGGCUUGAUCUCAUCCUUUUUCGGGACGCGAUCGAGCACAUAUGUCGCAUCGUUCGCGUGAUAUCCCAGCCCCGCGGCAACAUGCUUCUGAUAGGAGUCGGCGGUAGCGGGAGGCAAUCGUUGUCGCGAAUCGCCAGUUACAUGUGCGAGUUGACCACCUUCCAAAUCGCGGUCACGAAGCAGUACCGAUUGCCAGAGUUCCGGGAGGACCUUAAGAUCCUGUACAAGAAGACCGGCGUGGAGAACAAACCGACCACGUUCCUCUUCAACGACACCCAGGUGGUCGAGGAGCAGUUUUUGGAGGUCGUUAACAAUAUACUCAGCACGGGAGAAGUGGCCAAUUUGUAUAAGAGCGACGAGAUGGAGGAAAUUAGAAAGCAGUUGAUGAAGGAGGCGACGCGGUCUGGACGCGUACCAACAACAGAGUCGAUCUAUUCGCUGUUGAUCGAGAGGGCGCGCGCCAAUAUGCAUCUGAUCCUGUGCAUGAGCCCGAUCGGGGACGCCUUCAGGAACAGAUUACGCCAGUACCCGGCCCUGAUCAACUGCACGACCAUCGAUUGGUUCCUGGAAUGGCCGAGGGAAGCACUCCUCGAAGUUGGCAACAAGUUCCUCAUGAAUCUCAAUCUGACGCUCACUAUCACCGGCGAAAAUAAAGUGGAGCCCCGACAAUCGGCGACAGCCGCCCCCCUGCCGCCCCUUCAGGACCGAAUGCGGGACGGAAUAGCGGGGACGUUUUCUCUGAUUCACGAGACGGUGUCACAGUUUUCGCGCAGAAUGGCCGCUGAGAUGAAGCGGUACAAUUACGUGACGCCAGUGAAUUUCCUUGAACUGGUUGCCGGCUAUAAAACGAUGCUGGCGGAGAAAAGGCAGGAUCUGGCGGACCAGGCGAACAAACUUCGCAGUGGACUUUCCAAGAUCGACGACACCCGGGUUAAAGUCAACGAAAUGGCCGCGGAGCUCGAAGUCACGCAGGAGCAGGUCCAUAAAUCUACCAGGGAAUGCGAAGAGUUCCUUGUAACGAUAGUGAAUCAGAGUCGCGACGCCGACGAGACGCAGAAAACUGUGGCGGCGAGGUCGCUACGGAUCGCGGAGGAACAAAAGGAGUGCAAGAAACUCGAGGAGCUAGCUCGCGCUGACCUCGCAACUGUCGAACCAGCUCUGAACGAGGCCAUGAAGGCCCUGGACGCGCUGAGCAAGAAGGACAUAUCCGAGAUAAGAUCCUUCACGCGACCUCCGCCGAAAGUGGAGAUGGUAAUGGAGGCGGUGAUGAUCCUGAAGACCUCGGAGCCGAGCUGGGCGGAGUCGAAGCGUCAACUCGCCGACGUGAACUUUCUCAACUCGCUACGGGACUUUGACAAAGACCACAUAUCCGAUAGAACGCUGAGAGCCAUCUCCAGGUACACGUCCAAUCCCGAAUUCGAGGCGGAAAAAGUCGGCCAGGUAUCGAUCGCCGCCAAGUCGCUCUGCAUAUGGGUCAUAGCCAUGGAGAAAUACGGGAAACUUUUCAGGAUCGUUGCCCCGAAGAGGGAAAAGCUGAACGCGGCGCUGGCCUCGCUCAAGCAGAAGGAAGACGCGCUGGCGGAGGCGAUGCAACAGUUACAAAAAUUGCACGAGAAGCUGGCGAAACUGCAGGAGAUGUACGACGCGAAGAUGAUGGAGAAAGAGGAUCUGAUUAAACUGGCGGAGCUACUGAAGCUGAAACUGGACCGCGCCGCGAUGCUGGUCGACGGUCUUUCCGGCGAACGAAUUCGAUGGGAGAACACGGUCGCAUCGCUGGCCACGUUCUUCGACUGGCUGCCAGGCGAUUGCCUAAUAUCCACCGCCUUUGUCUCCUAUUUGGGUCCAUUUGUGUCCAAUUACAGAGAGGAGCUGAUAACCAUCUGGAUGAAUGAGGUGGCGGAGAAAGAAAUUCCGACGUCGCCGAACCUGAACGUGAAGGAAUUCCUGGUCGAUCCGGCGGUGAUCAGGGAUUGGAACAUCCAGGGCUUGCCGUCCGACGACUUCAGCACCGAGAACGGAAUCAUCGUGACGAGGGGGGCCAGAUGGCCGCUGGUGAUCGAUCCGCAGUGUCAAGCAGUCAAGUGGAUCAAGAAUAUGGAGGCCAAGAACUCGUUGAGAGUGAUCGAUUUCGGGCAAGCAGACUUCAUGAGGGUCCUGGAGCACGCCCUGCAGUUCGGUAAACCGGUGCUGCUGGAGAACAUCGGCGAGGUGGUCGAUCCCGCGUUGAACCCCAUCCUCGAGAAGGCGUUCGUGAAACUGGGUAACCAGGUGAUGAUCAAGUUCAACGAAAAGAUGAUCACUUACAACAAUGCGUUCCGGUUGUUCAUCACGACGAAACUACCGAACCCCCAUUACGCCCCGGAGAUAUCCACUAAAACGACGUUAUGCAACUUCGCCAUUAAGGAACAGGGACUGGAGGACCAACUCUUGGGAAUCGUGGUCAGAAAAGAGAAGCCACAGCUCGAAGAGCAGAAGGACCAUCUGGUACUCACGAUCUCCACCAAUAAACGAACUCUCAAGGAAUUGGAGGACAAAAUUCUCUAUCUGCUGAACACGGCCGGUGAGAGCCUACUGGACGACCUGGACUUGCUGAGCGCCCUGCAAUCGUCGAAGGCUACGUCCACCUCGAUCGAGGAGUCCUUGGUGGUGUCUGUGGAAACGGAGAAGAAGAUAGAUCUCGCCAGGGAGGAGUACAGGCCGUGCGCCCAACGCGCCGCGAUCCUCUUCUUCGUCCUGAACGACAUGAGCCUCAUCGAUCCGAUGUACCAGUUUUCCCUGGACGCGUACAUCACCUUGUUUAUGCUGUCGAUCGAGAAGAGCCCGAAAAGUUUGAAACUCUCCGAGAGGAUCGAGAGCCUGAACGAGUACCACACUUACGCCCUGUACAAAAACACUUGUCGGGGUCUGUUCGAGCACCACAAGCUAUUGUUCUCCUUCAACAUGUGCAUCAAGAUAUUGGACGUGCAGGGUAAAGUCAUGCCCGGCGAGUACGCUUUCUUGCUACGCGGCGGAAUCGUUCUCGAUCGCGAGAGCCAACCGGACAAGCCGGUGGCCUGGCUGCCGGACGAAACUUGGGACAAUAUCACGGAACUGGACAAAUUGCCCGGAUUCCACGGAUUCAUAUCCUCGUUCGAGCAAUUCCCGCGGGAUUGGCAUAAUUGGUAUAUUCACACGGAGCCAGAAACUGUACCGCUGGUGGCCGAAUGGGACGCGAACUGCAACGUGUUCCAAAAAAUGCUGGUAAUACGCAGCUGCCGUCCGGACAGAAUUUCCUUCUGCAUCACGCACUUCAUCGUGCUGAAUCUCGGUCAAAAAUUCGUGGAGCCCCCGGUACUCGACCUGAAAGCCGUCCUCGACGAUUCCGUCGCGCAGACCCCACUCAUAUUUGUUCUCUCGCCUGGCGUGGAUCCUACGAGCACUUUGACGCAAUUAGUCAACAGCCAGGAAAUGACAAAUCAUUUUAUGACUCUCUCCCUCGGCCAAGGACAAUCGCCCAUCGCGACCAGAAUGAUAGAAGUCGGUGCCAAGGAGGGAGCGUGGGUGUUCCUCGCGAAUUGCCACUUGUCGCUGAGCUGGAUGCCGAAGCUGGAUAAAAUCGUGGAGACGUUAGGUUCCAGCCGCACUAUACACCCCCAAUUCAGAUUGUGGCUUAGCUCGAGCCCGACUCCCGAAUUCCCUAUAUCGAUCCUUCAGGCGGGGAUAAAGAUGACCACGGAACCGCCGAAAGGUCUGAAAGCAAACAUGAAGCGUCUUUACGGUUUAAUAACCGAGAGCCAAUUCGAGCUGUGCCAAGCGAAGGACAAGUACAAGAAGCUUCUGUUCGCUCUGGUAUUCUUCCACUCCAUUCUCCUGGAACGUAAAAAGUUCCAGCAAUUGGGUUGGAACGUCAUCUACAGCUUCAACGACUCCGACUUCGUGGUGUCCGAGAACCUGCUGCAGGUCUACCUAGACGAAUAUCCGAUCACCCCGUGGGAAUCCUUGAAAUAUCUGAUAGCAGGUGUUUGCUACGGCGGUCACGUGACCGACGACUGGGACCGCCGGUUGCUGAUGACGUACGUCCAACAAUAUUUCAACGAAGAGGCCCUGACCGUUCCCCAUUAUCGUUUAUCAUCGUUGCCUACCUAUUACAUACCGCGUGACGGCUCCUUGGAGUCCUAUCGCGAUUUCAUCGCCGUGUUGCCUCACAUCGACAAACCGGAAGCGUUUGGCCAACACCCAAACGCGGACAUCACUUGUCUGAUCAUGGAGACGAGGAACAUGUUCGAAACCCUGAUGGGCCUUCAGGUUCAGACGGUCACCAGCGAGGAGGCCAGCAAAGAGGACAAGGUUACCAAGUUGACGGCUGACAUACUGUCGAGGAUCCCCGGCAACAUCGAUUACGAGACGACGCAAGUGCUGAUUGGCCCGAAGAAGUCGCCGUUGGACGUGGUGUUGCUCCAGGAAAUCCAACGUUACAACGUGCUGCUGCAAAAAACACGCGACAGCUUGGUGGAACUGCAGCAAGCCAUUAAGGGCUUGAUCCUGAUGUCGCCGGACUUGGAGGAGAUCUUUACGUGCGUCUACGAAGGACGCGUCCCGUCGGUCUGGCUGACCGCAUACCCGUCCCUGAAGCUGCUCGGGGCUUGGACCAGGGAUUUGGUCAGCCGGGUGGAACACUUCAAUGAAUGGGCCGAAACUACUCAUCCGCCGUUGCUGUUCUGGCUGGCCGCGUAUACAUUCCCCACCGGUUUCCUCACCGCAGUAUUGCAGACGUCAGCGAGGCUCUGGAACGUCUCUAUCGAUUCUCUGUCUUGGGAGUUCACCGUUCUUACCUUCGACGAAUCGACCAUCAUCGAACAGCCCGCGGACGGCGUGUACAUACGCUCCGUCUUUCUGGAAGGCGCUGGCUGGGACAAGAAGAACAGCGUCCUCGUCGAGCCAGCCCCCAUGCAACUUGUUUGCGACAUGCCGGUGAUUCACUUCCGACCCACGGAGCAACUCAAAAAGAGAACAAAAGGACUCUACAACAGCCCCUGCUAUUAUUAUCCGCAAAGGAGCGGGGAUCAAGGACGGCCCUCUUUCGUUGUGGCGGUGGACCUGAACGCCGGCCCGGAAGGAUCUGAGUUUUGGGUGAAAAGGGGCACCGCUCUGCUGCUGAGUCUGGCGACUUAGACUAAUUGCGUCGUCCGUUACCCCGAGUUUGGUAACGCGACGGCUUUUCGCUUGCUUCCGUUCUCCCGUGUUCUCAGCGUUAAGUUUGUAAAAGUUAUUACGAUAUGUACAAUAGUUACGGUAAAAAAAAAU